GGAUGAUGCCACAGAGCACAAGGGCGGAGGUUGCGCAUCUCUUCCACUUGGAGGCGCUAGACAAUUUUGAAGGUGGGUUCACUAUCUUCACAGCGGUGUCUGAAAGCCAGUUCAGCUACUGAACCCCACAACUGUUCAACAACCUAUUGGUGCCUGACCGGUUUCAGAAGACAGAAUCUGGACGACUAGGACAUUUUCUUUUGGUACUCAUAUGACAGAGGUACCAGGAUUGUGUCUGGUUUAAGCAGGUGAGCUCUUCAAACCCAGGCCAUGGGAAAGUAUGAAGCCUGAACCCAGAACAAUAGCCACAAGACAGUGGACCAGGAGUGCUGUGGCCUACCACACUAUGUCUACAGCCAAGAAGAAGAGGGUGUCUGUGAGGAGGAUGAGCACACCAUCCUUCCAGAAGCGGAAGAGGAGGAGGCCUUCUCCCCAGGCACUGGGGAACAUUGUGGGCUGCAGAAUUUCACACAGAUGGAAGGAAGGUGAUGAGCCCGUCACCCAAUGGAAGGCCAUAGUUCUAGAUCAACUGCCAACAAAUCCCUCUCUCUAUCUGGUCAAGUAUGAUGGAGUUGAUUGUGUCUAUGGACUGGCACUUCACAGCGAUGAGAGGAUUUUAAAGCUUAAGGUCUUGACUCACAAAGUUGUGUUUCCUCAAGUGAAAGACGCCCAUCUCGCAAGUGCCAUGGUUGGCCGUGCUGUGGAGCAUAAAUUUGAGGGCAAACAUGGCUCUAAGGACAACUGGAGGGGGGUGGUCCUAGCCCAGGUACCAAUCAUGAAGGACUGGUUUUACAUCACCUAUGAGAAAGAUCCAGUCCUAUAUAUCUAUCAGCUCCUGGAUGAUUACACAGAAGGUAAUCUCCAUAUCACUCCAGAGAUUUCGCCAGCAGAGGUGAAGUCAGACGUUGACAGUGACAUCUUAACAGGUCAAUGUGUGCAGUUCUCCAGAAGUGACGGGUCCAAAAAGAUCGGCAAAGUCAUUUACCAAGUUCUAGCCAAGCCUUCCGUGUACUUCAUCAAGUUUGAUGGUGACAUCCACAUCUAUGUCUACAAUCUGAUGGAAAAGAUCCGUUAAGGUGAAAUUCACAAAGUGAGGGGACAUAUAUGGGGAAUUUAUAGGAUUGGGGUGAAAAUGUUUGUUUUUCUGUGUUUCAGAUACCCAAUGGCCUUUGACAACCCCAGUAUCUUUUCCAGUGGAUUUUGUUUUUGCACUAAAAAUUAAAAUGUGUGAUGUGA
Molecule: messenger RNA, 1236 nt
Organism: Rattus norvegicus (Norway rat)
Lineage: Eukaryota; Metazoa; Chordata; Mammalia; Rodentia; Muridae
Product: Y-linked testis-specific protein 1-like
Biological process (GO): chromatin organization; gamete generation
Source: RefSeq, a predicted model, not a curated record